This is a messenger RNA of Meleagris gallopavo (turkey), 2527 nucleotides long. RefSeq names its product centrosomal protein 295 (gene CEP295). The record is from RefSeq and is a predicted model, not a curated record. Lineage: Eukaryota; Metazoa; Chordata; Aves; Galliformes; Phasianidae. Gene Ontology annotation, cellular component: cytosol; centrosome; centriole. Gene Ontology annotation, biological process: regulation of centriole replication.
AAAAAAGCACUAACAAUGAACUGCUUUCUAUUAAAUUUGUUUUUAGCUCAGUCCCAAGAUCCUGUUGUGGCUCGAGAUGUGCCAGUUCUUGCUGCUGCAGCUGGAGGGGGCACACUGCAUUCUGGACCAUCGUUCGGAGGCACUCGUGCGGAAGUACUUCCUAAGGUAGUGCCCGUGAAUGUAGGUUCAGAGGCUUCCAUGCAGGCAAUACCCUGUGAUUUAUCCUCAACUAUUUCCACUGGAAGCUUUUUGACUACUGAAACACUGGAUGUCAGCCCUGUUGACACUGGAUUGUCGUCUGACAGCAUGGAAGAUCAAAUUUUGAAAAGAAUCACAAGCAGCCCAUGGGACUCCUCGCUGCCCUUUUCCUUGCAGCAGAGGCAGGAGAAUCUGCCUGGAGUGCCUGAAACCGAGUUGCCUGAAGAAGUAACGUGCCUUGACACAGGAAGUCAGAUUCAGCAGAUCUUGGAGAAAUGUUGUGGAGAGUUGAACUCUUCAUCAGACAACAAUACCCAUUUUGAAGCUCUAGCAGCUGAGUUUGAUUUCCCUGAAACGGAGAGGCAUUUUCCUAACUUCUGCCAUCGGCUAUUUCAGCCUUUGGAACCAAGUCCUGCCUUCAGUGUUUCAUCACCCGUUUCUCACUACAAGAUUCAACAGGGCAACAAAGAAUUGAGGAAGACUUCAACAUUUGCAACAGAAAGUGAAGAGCAGUUUCUAGAAGUGAGAACCUCCAGUUUGAAUACACAAAGAGGCAGUGUGAUGGGCAGUCUUGAAACAAGCAAGCCAAACAACAUUACAUCAGAAGAGUUUUUCAAAGAGAAUGUUACUCUGGGUUUGGAAGAAUCUUUUCACCCAAUGCAUUUGGAACCUGCUCUGAGCAAUCGCUGUCAGAAUGCUGCUCGGCCAGCGGGCAUUCAUGUGGUGUCAGAGAGCUCCUUGGAACUAAAUCCUGGGAUUAAAAAUGGGUGCAGUGAGAACAGUGUUUCAUCUGACAGACAAUACGAAGAAUUGGUGAGGAGUAUGGAAUGUGUUGGUCUGCAGUGUUCAGUGGAGGAUAUGCGAAACCAAAGUCUGAAUUCACUGGAAGAACAAAAAUCAUUUUAUCAGCUCAGUACCACACCAGUGACAGUGGAUGAACCUUUCCCUCAGCACACAUUGAAAGAGGGCGUAGCAUUCAAAAAAGAGAUUCUGUCUUCUGAAAAAUUACCUGUCAAGGUACUUGAUAGGAAGUACGUGAAGCUCCCUGAAAAAUUACUUCGUGUACCUGAGGCAAAUAAAGCUGUGGAAGUUGAUUUGCAUUGCAAUACAAAUGCAAAGGAGCCAGGUGAAAGUUUUCUUGAAAUACAGAAGUCUUCAAGGACUCCUGAAGACAUCAGUUUGGAAGUCCCAGACGUUAAUUUACAGGCAGUAGUAAAACAGAAUGCUUUCUGUCUGGGAAGACAUGAGAAACACUCUAACUCUGUGGCUGCAGGCUCGUCUCGUAUUCCAAUCUGGGAGACUGAGUCAGGGCGUGGUAUUAUGGAAGAACCUGAACUCACUCUUGUGAGCUCAACUGACAUCAGUAUUGCAGAAUCAGACACUGAACAUAUGAACCAAAAGGGAAGUAGUGAGGAUAAAACAAAUAACCCAGCAUGUGCAGACAGGUCUGCCAUCAGUGUUCUGACUGAGAAAAGAGAAUUUUUACCACUGGUUCCAGAUGCAGAUUGUUCAGUGCUGGUAAGACCUGACAGCUCUUCCAAAGCCCACAGUGCUAAUGAGGGUCAGUGUCCAUCACAUCAGACUGCAGAAAGUGAGAAACACUUGGACUUUUCUUUCUCAGUGAUGCUGCUGGAGUCUGCUUCUGCACCAGGGAGUUUGCAAGAAUCUUUUUUAAAAAGAAAGAAGGACUUCAUCCAGAAAUCCCUGAGAAGAGUUGAAGAAAUAAAACAAAAAGAGAGAAAAAAUGAAAAGCCAGAAGGCAGACAGUUUCAGAGGAAAAAGUCUGAGACAUUAAGCAGUCAAAAGGAGUGUCAUCUUAUCCCUGGGAAAAAAGGUGCAGUUGUCAAUCAGCUGAAGAAAGUAGGAGAAGUGAAAGUGUCUUCUCCAGAAGACAGGAAGGCUGGAGAAGCUGAAAUGUAUCAGCGCACCUCAAGACUUUAUAAUCAACUUUCAGAAGUAAAGAUCAGAAAAGAAGAAAAAACAAGGCAAGAAACUUAUGCUAAAAACAGAGAAAAGGCUAAGGAGUUUCAAAAGAAAAUGCUGGAAAAGCUACGAGCCAAGAAGCCAGGGAAAACACCCAGACUAGGAGAAGCCUCUAAACAAGAAACAUUGCUGUGUUGAUACAACUCAGAGUAUUUAACAGUAAGAACUGCAUUAAACUAAUUCAGGUAAUGACUCGCAGAUGCCUUCUACAGUGCCAUCUACUUUGUGGCAGUCAGCACUGGUAGAACGGACACUGCAGGAAAGCCUUAUAUGCCUUAGUGUUUGAAAGAGAGUUUAUACCACUUGUAACAUAAACAUCAAAUAAAGUGUUUUUAAAAAACAUUUA